GAUUCCAUGAUCUGGGGUAUCCACUUAGAGAUCCAGAAACAAAUACAUCCAAACUGUCUUCCCAAUCAGAGGGCUGGGAUUCUCUUUCAUCUCGGCAGGAAAAGAACAGGGUCCAGGUCCCUUAGUAAAGACAGGAGCCUCCGUACCAAUCAACCAGAUAAUAAAAGGGAUUUCUCACAGAAAAUCAUUCUGUGCCUCUGCUUUCAGCCUUCUGGAAGAAAGUAAUAAUAGCUGGCCUCCCCUGGGCCUUCAUUACAGCCAGGCAGUGUUGGGAAUCCCAUUUAACCCUCAUGACAACUCUAGAAGGUAGGCACUCCUACCAUCCCCAUUUUAGUGUUGAGGAAACAGGCCCAGAGAGGUCAAGUGAGUUGCCCAGAGGUACCCCAGGUCAGAACCAAGCAGUCUGACCCAAACCUGAUCCUGGUAAGUCCAAAGAAAGCCCCUGUCCAGGAUGUGGUGGGAAUGUGGACAGACAAAAGUGUGAGUUUGGGGGUAGGUUGGGAUUUGUUUUGGCGAAUUCCAAGGCAGGAAGCUAUCAGGCACCUCUCACCAUUGACCGUUAAGAUGCUUUGCAGAGGGCCGCAGGGGGUGGGCUCAGAGAGGAAAGGGGUUGUUCACAGGACCACACAACUAACACAUGGCAAGGAUAGGGCACAGGCAUCCCCGGUGAGAAACAUUAUGCCCAUUUGAAAGAAAAGUUCAAAAUAGUAUAUAUUUUUAUCUUGACUCUUUCACCAAGAUUGAAGGUCAUAUCCUUACAUCGAAUAGCCUCCCUUCCUUUCCUUUGUAUGGCUCAGCCUUUUCUAGGACAAGAUAUUGUCCCCACCAGUCAUUUCCUCUCUCUGUCCUCUGUGUCGAGCCACUAGCCUAGGAACCCAGCAUUCGAUCCUGUGCCCUGCCUUAGGGUUUCUCCAUUCAACUCCCCUGUCUCUGUCUCAGAGUCUCAGCUCCCUGGCCUGUAUGCCUGAAUGCUGUAAAUAGACUGUAAGCUCUUUCAGAAGCAGGAUUGUGUUUUACACACUACCCUCUCUCCUGCCACACACGCAGUGUGCUAAAACCCAGCAAUGACUAUUUAUUGAUUUUUCUUGAUUGGAUGAGGUAAGAUGCUAACUUCUUUUUUUUAAGCUCUGUAAACUGGUUCAAGGAUGAUUAAAAAUGAUUUGCCUUGUGGGCUUGAUGAGGAUACCAUUAAAUUCAUGUUUCUAAAGGGUAUUCCAGCAUCAGAAACCAAAGGGCAUCUGAUUUGAUAGAUCCUGUGGUCGGGCCCAGGUAUCUGCAUGUGUUCCAUGUGACUUUUCUGCCCACUAAAGUUUGGGAAGCAUAGCUUCAAAUUGUUAAUGAUCGCAUCCUAUAAAAUCAUAGCACAAAUGACUAUCUAGCUAUUACGGUGCCCACUGCAGAAACGGUCCUACCAGUGUUGAUGAAUAUUUAUAUGGUGUUGUCUUUCCUGCAGAUUCCUAACCAGCAUAAUGCUGGAGCCGGGGGCCACCAGCCUGCAGUUUUCAGAAUGGCCGUGUUGGACACUGAUUUGGAUCACAUUUUUCCAUCUUCUGUUCUUCCUCCAUUCUGGGCUAAGUUAGUAGUGGGAUUGGUUGCCAUUGUGUGUUUUGCACGCAGCUAUGAUGGAGACUUUGUCUUUGAUGACUCAGAAGCUAUUGUUAACAAUAAGGACCUCCAAGCAGAAACGCCCCUUGGGGACCUGUGGCACCAUGACUUCUGGGGCAGUAGACUGAGCAGCAACACCAGCCACAAGUCCUACCGGCCUCUCACCGUCCUGACUUUCAGGAUUAACUACUACCUCUCGGGAGGUUUCCACCCCAUGGGCUUUCACGUGGUCAACAUCCUUCUGCACGGUGGCAUCUCUGUCCUCAUGGUGGACGUCUUCUCCGUUCUGUUUGGCGGCCUGCAGUACACCAGUAAAGGCCGGAGGCUGCACCUCGCCCCCAGGGCAUCCCUGCUGGCCGCGCUGCUGUUUGCUGUCCAUCCUGUGCACACCGAAUGUGUUGCUGGUGUUGUCGGCCGUGCAGACCUCCUGUGUGCCCUGUUCUUCUUCUUGUCUUUCCUUGGCUACUGUAAAGCAUUUAGAGAAAGUAACAAGGAGGGAGCGUAUUCUUCCACCUUCUGGGUGCUGCUGAGUAUCUUUCUAGGAGCAGUGGCCAUGCUGUGCAAAGAGCAAGGGAUCACCGUGCUGAGCUGUAAAUGGAUAGAGGUGGCCAUCCUCCACACCACGGCCCCACCUGGCAAAGGCCUGCUCUCAUCAAUGUGUGGUGUCCAAAGUCACCUUGGGCAUCUCCAUUCUAGCCAGCUGGAAGGGGAAACCAUGUGGAAGUGUGUGCCCAAGUUUUACAACCACACCUCCAAAAUGGGUUUGAAUGCAGUAUUUGACAUCUUGGUGAUAGGCAAAUUCAAUGUUCUGGAAAUUGUCCAGAAGGUACUACAUAAGGACAAGUCAUUAGAGAGUCUCGGCAUGCUCAGGAACGGGGGCCUCCUCUUCAGAAUGACCCUGCUCACCUCCGGAGGGGCUGGGGUGCUCUAUGUGCGCUGGACGAUCAUGGGCACGGGCCCGCCGGCCUUCACUGAGGUGGACAACCCGGCGUCCUUUGCUGACAGCAUGCUGGUGAGGGCCAUAAACUACAAUUACUACUAUUCAUUGAAUGCCUGGCUGCUGCUGUGUCCCUGGUGGCUGUGUUUUGAUUGGUCAAUGGGCUGCAUCCCCCUCAUUAAAUCCGUCAGUGACUGGAGGGUAAUUGCACUUGCAGCACUCUGGUUCUGCCUAAUUGGCCUAAUAUGCCAAGCCCUGUGCUCUGAAGACGGCCACAAGAGAAGGAUCCUUACUCUGGGCCUGGGAUUUCUCGUUAUCCCAUUUCUCCCCGCGAGUAACCUGUUCUUCCGAGUGGGCUUCGUGGUCGCGGAGCGAGUCCUCUACCUCCCCAGCGUUGGGUACUGUGUGCUGCUGACUUUUGGAUUUGGAGCCCUGAGCAAACAUACCAAGAAAAAGAAACUCAUUGCUGCUGUCGUGCUGGGGAUCUUAUUCAUCAACAUGCUGAGAUGCGUGGUGCGCAGCGGCGAGUGGCGGAGUGAAGAACAGCUUUUCAGAAGCGCUCUGUCUGUGUGUCCCCUCAAUGCCAAGGUUCACUACAACAUUGGCAAAAACCUGGCUGAUAAAGGCAACCAGACAGCUGCCAUCAGAUACUACCGGGAAGCUGUAAGAUUAAAUCCCAAGUAUGUUCAUGCCAUGAAUAAUCUUGGAAAUAUCUUAAAAGAAAGGAAUGAGCUACGGGAAGCUGAGGAGUUGCUGUCUUUGGCUGUUCGAAUACAGCCAGACUUUGCUGCUGCGUGGAUGAAUCUAGGCAUAGUACAGAACAGCCUGAAACGGUUUGAAGCCGCAGAGCAAAGUUACCGGAUGGCAAUUAAACACAGAAGGAAAUACCCAGAUUGUUACUACAACCUCGGGCGUCUGUAUGCAGAUCUCAAUCGCCACGUGGAUGCCUUGAACGCGUGGAGAAAUGCCACCGUGCUGAAACCAGAGCACAGCCUAGCCUGGAACAACAUGAUUAUACUCCUCGACAAUACAGGUAAUUUAGCCCAAGCUGAAGCAGUUGGAAGAGAGGCACUGGAAUUAAUACCUAAUGAUCACUCUCUCAUGUUCUCGUUGGCAAACGUGCUGGGGAAAUCCCAGAAAUACAAGGAAUCUGAAGCUUUAUUCCUCAAGGCAAUUAAAGCAAAUCCAAAUGCUGCAAGUUACCAUGGUAAUUUGGCUGUGCUUUAUCAUCGCUGGGGACAUCUAGACUUGGCCAAGAAACACUAUGAAAUCUCCUUGCAGCUUGACCCCACGGCAUCAGGAACUAAGGAGAACUAUGGUCUGCUAAGAAGAAAGCUAGAACUAAUGCAAAAGAAAGAUGUCUGAUCCUUUUUCCUUCAUGCUUUGAGUUUGAGUGUGUGUGUGCAUGAGGCAUAUCAUUAAUAGUAUGUGGUUACAUUUAACCAUUUAAAAGUCUUAGACAUGUUAUUUUAUUGAUUUUUUUCUAUGAAAACAAAGACAUGCAAAAAGAUUAUAGCACCAGCAAUACACUCUUGAAUGCUUGAUAUGAUUUUUCAUUGAAAUUGUAUUUUUUCAGACAACUCAAAUGUAAUUCUAAAAUUCCAAAAUUGUCUUUUUUAAUUAAACAGAAAAAGAGAAAAAAUUAUCUUGAGCAACUUUUAGUAGAAUUGAACUUUCAUUUGGGAUCUGAGCCUUGUCGUGUAUGGACUAGCACUAUUAAACUUCAAUUAUGACCAAGAAAGGAUAGACUGACCCCUACAAUUUGUAUAAAUAUUAAAUGUAUCUGUAUAUUAGCAUUUUUAUUUAAUGACAAGAUUCUUGUUUUUUUAUCUCUUUUUUUAAAACAAUAUACUGUGAACUUUGUAAGGAAAUAUUUAUUUGUAUUUUUAUGUCUUGAAUAGGGAAUGAGGAAUGGAAUGGAAUGAGGAAUGGAAAUCGAAUGAGGAAUGGAAAUUGUAACAUGUAGUAUAUCCAUAUCUAUAUGCUUUUCCCCAUAGGAAGAAAUUGACUUCUGCAGUAGUUUUUGGAUGCUCUGACUUGUGCAAUUUCAAUACAUAGGAGGUUAUGUAAUGUAAUAUUUUACAUAAAACAAUUACUAUUAGUUGAAAGUUCAGGCCAUGCUUUAGGCAAAAGCAGGCAGCCUCACAUCUUUAUUUUUGUUACAUCCAAGGUGAAGAGGGCAACACAUCUGUGUAAGUUGCUUUUUAGUGUUUUUAACUGAAAAGCCGUUUUCCAUUUUGCUUAAUGAAACUACAGACAUUAUCCAGAAAAUGCAAAAUUUUCUCUCAAAUGGAGCCACAUUCGGGGAAUUUGUGGUAUUUUUAAGAAUUGAGUUGUUCGUGCUGUUAUUUGAUCCAAACAAUGUUUUGUUUUGUUCUUCUCUGUAUGCUGUUGACCUAAUGAUGUAUGCAAUCUCUGUAAUUUCAUAUGCAGUAAAAUUAUUACACAAACUAGCA
This is a messenger RNA of Rhinopithecus roxellana (golden snub-nosed monkey), 4998 nucleotides long. It is a transcript of the gene TMTC4, whose product is annotated as transmembrane O-mannosyltransferase targeting cadherins 4. The record is from RefSeq and is a predicted model, not a curated record. The transcript has 18 exons. The coding region runs from base 1421 to 3907 and encodes 828 amino acids. Gene Ontology annotation, cellular component: endoplasmic reticulum. Lineage: Eukaryota; Metazoa; Chordata; Mammalia; Primates; Cercopithecidae. Gene Ontology annotation, biological process: protein O-linked glycosylation via mannose; endoplasmic reticulum unfolded protein response. Gene Ontology annotation, molecular function: protein binding; mannosyltransferase activity.